AAUUCUUAUAUAAAUUGUAUUUUUGUAUUUUAAUGAGAUGUUUAGAUAGACGAGAGGAUCCCAAGAUUCCAAAGAUUCCAACGCUCUUAAAAAAAAAAAGUCUGACGUACAUAUUAGAUUAGAUCGAUUAAUUAAUCAAAGUAACAGCUCUCUCUCGUUUUGUUUUCUCCUAAAACCCUAGCUAGUAGACUUUUAUGGAGGUGGAUAGAAUCAUUAGAUCGUCAAGUGAAGGCCACACUUCAUUAUUCAAGACGGUAUUCAAUGGCCUCAAUACUAUCUUAGGAGUGGGUAUACUAUCAAUGCCCUAUGCCCUAGCUUCAGGAGGAUGGUUAAGCUUAAUCGUUCUCUUCUCCAUCUCCGGUGCAGCGUGCUACUCCGCCUUACUAACAAAGCGAUGCAUGGAUGCGAAUCCUAGCAUCAAAUCUUACGACGAAAUCGGAGAAUUUGCAUUCGGAAAACUCGGAAAAAGAGUAUUAUCAAUAGUAUUAUACUUAGACCUUUACAUGGCAUUAACCGGUUACUUAAUUUUAGAAGGGGAUAACUUACAUGAUCUUUUCCCUAAUGUUAAGACUAACUUUCAUGGGAUUAGCAUUGGUGGGAAUCAAACCUUUGUGAUGAUUAUUGCUGUUGCUUUUCUACCAACAGUUUGGUUAGAAGAUCUAAGUGUUCUUGCUUACAUCUCGGCCACUGGUGUUAUUUCUGGUGUUGUUAUCCUCGCUUCUGUGUUAUGGGUUGGAGUAUUUGAUGGUGUUGGUUUUCAUUGUAAAGGUGAAUUAAUCAACUGGAAAGGUAUUACAACCGCUAUGAGUUUAUACAUGUUUUCUUAUAGCGCAAACCCGGUUUUUCCUACCUUGUACACUUCCAUCAAGAAGAAACAUCAAUUCUCCAAGGUAUUACUCAUUGGAUUUUUUUGUGCAACAAUAUGUUACGCAUCAAUGGCAAUACUUGGAUAUAUGAUGUUUGGUUCAGCGUUACAGUCUCAGAUAACAUUGAACCUUCCAACCCAUAAGCUAAGCUCGAAAAUCGCGAUAUAUACAGCAUGGAUAAGUCCGUUAUCAAAGUAUGCAUUGUUGAUGGAACCACUUGCAGCAACUACUGAGAGUUGGUUUCCUAAUUACCAGAACAAAAAGUGGUUCAAAAUGUUGCUAAGAACUUCCUUGGUUGUUUCACAAGUAGUCAUCGCAUUGACGAUUCCGUUCUUCGGAAGUCUCAUGUCACUUGCUGGAGCAUUAAUGGGUGCAACAUCUUCGAUCACGAUUCCAUGCUUAUGCUAUUUGAAGAUUUCGAGGAAUAACCGGAGAAAUAACCGAAGAUCGACUGAACGGAUAUUCAUCAAGUUGCUUUCACUUAUGAGUAUUGUCAUUGUAGUACUAGGUACUUAUACGUCGUUGCGAAAUAUAAUUAAGGAAAGCAUUAGGCAUCAUAAGGUAUAAGAAUCUAAUAUUUCCGUACUUCAGAUGGAUUAUGUAUAAGUUUCGGAAUUCUAGCAAUUCAAUUUGCAAACCCAUACCCAGAAAUAGAUCCGCUCA
Spinacia oleracea (spinach) is the source of this 1529-nucleotide messenger RNA. RefSeq names its product amino acid transporter AVT1I-like. The record is from RefSeq and is a predicted model, not a curated record. The coding region runs from base 195 to 1433 and encodes 412 amino acids. Gene Ontology annotation, cellular component: vacuolar membrane. Lineage: Eukaryota; Viridiplantae; Streptophyta; Magnoliopsida; Caryophyllales; Amaranthaceae. Gene Ontology annotation, biological process: amino acid transmembrane transport. Gene Ontology annotation, molecular function: L-amino acid transmembrane transporter activity. The transcript is spliced from 3 exons.